GGGCUCGGCCGCCAGCACUAAAGAUGGAGAGGCGCCGGGGCCUCGCAGGGGAGGGGGCUCGGCGUUGACGUGGGACGCGGCGGAGGCGCAGCAGCCGGUGGUGAUUUGCUAACCUCGCAGCAGAGAGGAGUUGAGGGCGAUGAGAGCGGGUACUGCGAACUGCCCGGCGAUGCCGCCGCUGCCGCCGUGAUACGGAGAGCAACAGUUCCCCAGCAACACCCCUCCCCGACACAGGCACACACCCCCCGACAGGCACGCACACCCACCCCACGGUGCCCGGCUCGGCAGCGGCCCCUUCCUUGGCCCAGAAAGCCCACCCUGCCCGGCCACGCAGAGCCCAGAAGGAAAGAGAGCCUCAUGCCUGAGCCGAGGGGAGCACCAUGGAUCUGACGAAGAUGGGCAUGAUCCAGCUGCAGAACCCCAGCCACCCCACGGGGCUGCUGUGCAAGGCCAACCAGAUGCGGCUGGCCGGGACUCUGUGUGAUGUGGUCAUCAUGGUGGACAGCCAGGAGUUCCACGCCCACCGGACCGUGCUGGCCUGCACCAGCAAGAUGUUUGAGAUCCUCUUCCACCGCAACAGUCAGCACUAUACUCUGGACUUCCUCUCGCCAAAGACCUUUCAGCAGAUUCUGGAAUAUGCGUACACGGCCACGCUGCAAGCCAAGGCAGAGGACCUGGAUGACCUGCUGUAUGCAGCUGAGAUCCUGGAGAUCGAAUACCUGGAGGAGCAGUGCCUGAAGAUCCUGGAGACCAUCCAGGCCUCAGAUGACAAUGACACGGAGGCCACUAUGGCCGAUGGUGGGGCCGAGGAAGAAGAGGACCGCAAGGCCCGGUACCUCAAGAACAUCUUCAUCUCGAAGCAUUCCAGCGAGGAGAGUGGGUAUGCCAGUGUGGCUGGACAGAGCCUCCCUGGGCCCAUGGUGGACCAGAGCCCUUCAGUCUCCACCUCAUUUGGUCUUUCAGCCAUGAGUCCCACCAAGGCUGCAGUGGACAGUUUGAUGACCAUAGGACAGUCUCUUCUGCAGGGAACUCUUCAGCCACCUGCAGGGCCCGAGGAGCCAACUCUGGCUGGGGGUGGGCGGCACCCUGGGGUGGCUGAAGUGAAGACAGAGAUGAUGCAGGUGGAUGAAGCACCCUGCCAGGACAGCCCUGGGGCAGCCGAGUCCAGCAUCUCAGGAGGGAUGGGGGACAAGGUCGAGGAAAGGGGCAAAGAGGGGCCCGGGACCCCUACUCGAAGCAGCGUCAUCACCAGUGCUAGGGAGCUGCACUACGGGCGAGAGGAGAGUGCCGAGCAGCUGCCACCCGCAGCGGAGGCUGGCCAGGGCCCCGCUGGCCGACCUGAGCACCCAGCACCCCCAGCUGAGAAACAUCUGGGCAUCUACUCUGUGUUGCCCAACCACAAGGCUGACGCCGUGUUGAGCAUGCCAUCUUCAGUGUCCUCUGGCCUCCACGUCCAGCCUGCCUUGGCCGUCUCCAUGGACUUCAGCACCUACGGGGGUCUGCUGCCCCAGGGCUUCAUCCAGAGGGAGCUGUUCAGCAAGCUGGGUGAGCUGGCCGUGGGCAUGAAGUCAGAGAGCCGGACCCUCGGGGAGCAGUGCAGCGUGUGUGGGGUCGAGCUUCCUGAUAAUGAGGCCGUGGAGCAGCACAGGAAGCUGCACAGUGGGAUGAAGACAUACGGGUGCGAGCUCUGCGGGAAGCGGUUCCUGGAUAGUUUGCGGCUGAGAAUGCACUUACUGGCUCAUUCAGCGGGCGCCAAAGCCUUCGUCUGCGAUCAGUGUGGUGCCCAGUUUUCGAAGGAGGAUGCCCUGGAGACACACAGGCAGACCCAUACAGGCACGGACAUGGCUGUCUUCUGUCUGCUGUGCGGGAAGCGGUUCCAGGCGCAGAGUGCGCUGCAGCAGCACAUGGAGGUCCACGCGGGCGUGCGCAGCUACAUCUGCAGCGAGUGCAACCGCACCUUCCCCAGCCACACGGCGCUCAAACGCCACCUGCGCUCACACACAGGUGAUCACCCAUACGAGUGUGAGUUCUGUGGCAGCUGCUUCCGGGAUGAGAGCACACUCAAGAGCCACAAACGCAUCCACACGGGCGAGAAACCCUACGAGUGCAAUGGCUGCGGCAAGAAGUUCAGCCUCAAGCACCAGCUGGAGACGCACUAUAGGGUGCACACAGGUGAGAAGCCCUUUGAGUGUAAACUGUGCCACCAGCGCUCCCGGGACUACUCGGCCAUGAUCAAGCACCUGCGGACGCACAACGGCGCCUCGCCCUACCAGUGCACCAUCUGCACGGAGUACUGCCCCAGCCUGUCCUCCAUGCAGAAGCACAUGAAGGGCCACAAGCCCGAGGAGAUCCCGCCCGACUGGAGGAUAGAGAAGACUUACCUCUACCUGUGCUACGUGUGAAGGGCGCCCGGCCUGGAGCAGGGGCGGGGAGCGAAGGAAGAAGAGUUAGAGCGAGACGGAGUCGAGGAGGAAGGACUGUGGGGGAAAAAAAAAAAGGAAAAGAAAAAAAAAAAAAAGAAGGAAACCUGAUAGCUGUUUGGCCUUGGAUUCUCUCUGGGGCUCCAGGUGACCUGGAUGCCAAGCCACUGCCCCUUCCCUGGGGGUCUCCGCCCCCCUUUCCCGGCUGGAGGUUUGCCUGAUUUUCUGGGGUGGGUGUGGUUUUGUUCACUCAGAUGGUGGCCUGUUUUUCUCCUCCCUCUACCCAGACCCUCCUUUUACGUCCAGAGAUGGAGGCCAGGCAGUGGGCGAGAGGUCCUCCGGCCAGAGCCAGUCUCGGCCUGCCCGCCUUCCUCCCCCUGCCCCCUCAGAAGGUGACCCGAGGGAGCGGGAGGGGGCUCCCCUACAGAUGGCGGACGGAGCUGGGUCACCGGUUGGCACUCACAGGGCAGCUCUAGUUUGCUGGGGACAGACUCGGGAGGGGAAGGGCUCUCUCUCUCUUCCCCUGCUCCGUCUGUCCCUCUGCUCUGCCCCCUCCAGUGUCCCCUUGUGGCCUCUGAGAGCCUCAUGGCUCCUGCCCUCUGCCCCAGCUCUUUGCUCCUAGCCUUCCCGUGGCUCCCACCCUCCAAGUCCCGGGGGCUCCCAGCCCCCCACCCCCCUCCAGUUUCCCAGUGGGAAAGCUGGGUUGGACUCCAGAGCCAGCCUCCUGAGGACACGAAACUAAAUAAGUCGAACACCCCGCCCUAGGCAAGCCCAGUCAUGGGCAAGAUUCCUGCUGAGCUGCUUCCGAAAUGGAAGAACAUAACAGCUAAAUAUGUAAUAUCCUUCCAAACAGAAACCCCCACAGCCCAGCGUCAGUCCCGGGGAGAAGGAAUCCACGAAGGGGUUCCUGGUCCAAGGGACAGUUGUGGAUGUCUGUUUCCAAGUGGGCCCUACACCUAGAGAAACGGACGUCCUGCCCAGGGGAGGGCUAGCUGGCCGGGGAGGGGGGGAGGGGAGAAGGUGUUGAGUCACCCUGGGGACCUCAGUAGGAAAACCCAGGUCCAGAGAGUGGCAUGGAAUUCCUGCCUCACAGGGCCCCUCAGCCCGCAGGGAGGAGGAGGAGGAGGAGGAGGAGGAGUUGAAAGCGCUUUGGCCUUGUGUUAUGUUUUGCUUCUUUUCUGUGUCCCCUUUUAGCACAUUGUACUUGAAUUACCUCAGUUUUUGUGACCUCAUGAGCUUUUUUAAUCUCUGUAUCUCUUUUUUGGUUGGGGGUGAAAGGAAUGGGGAGGGCGUCCUUUUCUGUUUCUCGUAUAAAUUAAUAGUAGUUUUUAUAGACUUCAGCUGGCCGGGGCCUCCCUGUGCCCCCGGAGACUCACCUCCAGCUGGAAGGAGCUGUGUGCGGGAGCAGUUGACACUCAGGAUCUGAACGUGAGGGCCGGGGGGACAGAGCAGGUGGGCAGGGAAGGGAUGGUGCAUGGUGUCUCAGUGUCCCCAUGGGGCACUCGGGAGUCACUGUUGGCUCUGCCCGGAGUGUGGGGUCACCUGUGCCCAGCAUCGGAUCAGCCCAAAACGCUCUGGAAAAAAAUCCCACCUUUCUUCCACGGGGUUGGUCAUUCGGGUUUGAGGGCAUGUGCUACUGAGAUCCUUGCAACUGUGCGGCCCAGCGCUGUGUGCAUUGCCAUUGCCAAAACUGCCCUCUCUUCGCAGCUGGCCGGGCGCGAUCAGCCUGUAUUCUGUUGUGUUGGGUGGGGGUGUUAUUUUUCUAAAAGCUACCUCUUAUGUUUGUCCAGUCGUUCUUUUGUUCCUCGCCUGCCUCUGCUGCUCUUCCCCCCAGCCCUUGCCCCAAGCUCCCCCACCCUCCCCCUAAAUUUUGGAAAAGCACAUUUGCAAUAUUCGUGUUUGCUUUGGGACGGGCGCCCUCCGUUUCAUCUCAUGCUUUAUGUGUAAGAGUUUUUAUUAUUUUGUUUGUUUGUUUGUUUCUUUCCUUUCUCUCACUGAGAAAGUUGUGGCUGCGUUCUGUGAUCUUAUUGGGUUUUUAAAAAAGUGGUUUAGGGAAAGCGGUUUUGGGGAGAAGGAUUGUGAGGAGUAUAGGGGAGCUGGAGGGAUGGGUGCUGCUGUGACUUCCCCCCUGUCCCUCGGCCCCGUCCCUCCUGCCCUCCCCUUCAAUCUCAUCCACCAAAUCUGAAGGCCUUAAAAAUUGUAUGUUGGGGGGAUGUGAAUUGGGGGACUGUGUCACUAGACUGUCGAUUAGGGAUCAUGAAGUAGGGAGGAUGCUAUUUUGCAACUACAAUAACGACAUAGUGUUUUGGAAAGGAAGAAAAAGAAGUUAAACUUGAAAUAUGUGACUAGAACAGUUGUCAUGUCUACAAUGUGAAAGGAGUGAGCUCGUGUGGGGGAGGGGCAGUCUGUAAGAAAUCAUUAUGCACUAUGGCUUCCUUGCCCCUCCUCUGGGAAGAAGGGAGGACUAGCUGGCCCUCAGGGGACCGGUAAAUCCCAGAAAACAGUAUUUUUAACAGCAAGACGUCAUUCAACCUGGGUGGGGAAGGAAAAGAAAAAUCAAACUAUUCCGUAGAACUAGCUGGCCCCCCUCCUGCCCUCCCCACUCAGCCUGGGUCCCUCCUCCCCAUUCAUUAAAAGCUGAGAGGGUUGAGCUAAUCUUUACAAAUUGUAAUAUUUUUGUAACAUUUGUUAGUUCCUUUGUCAGUUCGAGUCCCGCAGAACCGUGCCCUUUCCUUUUGUAAUGUGAAUAGCAAAAAAAAAAAAAAAAAGACAAAAAAUAUUCACCACCACCACCACCAAAAUAUCCCUCUGUACGUGUGCGCGCGAGUGUGCUUUGUGUGUGCGGUUGUGUGUUAAAUCAUGCAGUAUUGUCGUAAUCUGGUGUUGCAGCAUUAGAUGGUACUAAGUCAGCACCUGCCUGUCCCACCCAAGCCCGAGGGCUCUGCAGAUGCCAGGAGGGAGGGAGGGAGAGCUCAGGGGAGUGUGGCUUCUGAGGACACCUGCAUGGGGAUACCUCUUUACCUGUCUGUGCUGUCACCUCCACUCUCCGUGAAGAUGCCGAAAUGCAGGCCAACAUGCCUCUUCCCCAACUUCCCACCCACAAAGACAAAACAAUUCUAAAGUUGCCAAGGCCUUUUUGGCAAGGCCUAAUGGCCAGGGGGCAGGUGAGGAACUAUCUGAUGGCUUUAGAGGUGUCUGGAAUAAAAGGGUUGGGGCGAGUAGGAGGUUGGAGGUGGCUUUCUCCCGAGGUGAGAGCUUAGUAUUGUCACUCCCCUCUUCUUUUGCCAUCUGGCUCCUUCUUCGGCCACCUCGCUGCCUUUAGCUGUGGUACUGCUGGCUACCCUACCUGCUACUGCCUUAUCCAGCAUAGCGAAACUUCUCUAGCCUGGGAAGUCCAAGCCGGUUAAUAGUCCCUUUCCCAUGUCCAGCUCCUGCAAGUGCGCCCCUUAAUGCUUUUGGUGACAUUUCCCCCUCACUCCUGCUCUUUCCCUGUUCGCUCCUUCACUCAUUCAAAGCAUUAAAAUCCUAUGUGUAUAUAGGAUAGACAAAUAUAUAGAGAUAUAUAUAUAUAUAUAGCAAGAGAGAGAUAUAAAAUAGUAAAUAUCAUUGCUGCUUUGGGCUGCUUUGGAGGAGGAGGAGGAGGCCAUGAAUAUGGGGAAGGCAGAUCUGGGCACAGGGGUGGGUAGGGAGGCUGGGGAACCCAGUGAUUCAGUACAAUCCAGGGAUGCAACGCGGGCUUGUUUAAUCUUUGUGCCUGAACAGUUUUUCCGUGUUUAGAAAAAGAAAAAAAAAAAACUGCUGCAAUUUUUCACAAGUGUAUGGUACCUUUCUGGAUGCUUGUACAACUGCUGUGGGUGGGAGAGGACCAUCAGCUCACCUCCGUAUGGGGAAGUGAGCAGAGCUGUGGCAGCCUUUGGACUCUGUCCAUGAGGGGUGGGGGCGGGGCAGAGUUUUGGCCGAUCCCCUGGCAAGCUGGACUAGGAUGAAAGCGAGGAGCACCAGGAUGUAAGACAGAGAAGCAGAAGAAGAUCGGUGUCUGUUGAUCGUGUUUCCUAGGCCUAUUCUAUAGUCCUCUUGCCCCCUCCCACCCGAUCGCCCCUUCCUGGAGCUUCUGCUGGCCUGGCUGGAAUGGCGGCACUUACCUGGGUGUUUCGGUGGGAGGAUGGGGGCCCGGACUAACCCUGUGCGGUGGGACCGACCGGUAGAGCAAGAAGGCAGAGAUGGCCGAGAGAGGGGCACAGGAGAACCAGGGAGGUUGGGUCAGGGGAAAGGGUGGGGAGAAAGGGGCGCAGGCCCCGCAGGCCUGGCAGCCAGCAGCUGCGGCCUCCCCGGGCCCUUGGCAUCCCACUUCGCAGACAGGGUACCGGCCUCCCGGUGUGUAUCAUAGUAUUUGUUCACAUAGUGUUAUGCAUGAUCUUCGUAAGGUUAAGAAGCCGUGGUGGUGCACCAUGACAUCCGACCCAUAUAUAUAAAGAUAAAUAUAUAUAUAUGUAUGUAAAUUAUAGCACUGAGGGCCCUGCUGCCCUGCUGGACCAAGCAAAUCUAAGCCUCUUUGGUUUGGGUAUUAUGUUUUGUUUUUGUUAUUUGUUUGUUUUUGUGGCUUGUCUUAUGUCGUGACAGCACAAGUGCCAGUCGGAUUGCUCUGUAUUACAGAAUAGUGUUUUUUAAUUCAUUGAUGUUCUAGUUAAUGUCUACCUCAGCACCUCCUCUUAGCCUAAUUUUAGGAGGUUGCCCAAUUUUGUUUCUUCAAUUUUACUGGUUACUUUUUUGUACAAAUCAAUCUUUCUCCCCACCCCCCACCCCUCUUUCCUUCUCUCUCCCUCUCCCCCCUGCCCUCCCCUCCCCCCCAUUUCUGUCCGUUCCACUUUCUCCCUCUCUCCUUCCUCUCGCCCCGACUCCUGCCCCACCCCAGCCUGCUCCCCAAAGUCGUGCUUGGCAGUCCUCAUCUGUUCUAGUUCCGAAGCAGUUCACUCGAAGUUGUGCGGUCCUGGUUGCAGCUUUCCGCAUCUGCCUUCGUUUCGUGUAGAUUGAUGCGUUUCUUUGUAAUUUCAGUGUUUCUGACAAGAUUUAAAAAAAAAAAGAAAGAAGAAAAAAAAAAACGAAAAAAAAAUGAAUUUACUGCUGCAGGUUUUUUUCUCUCUCCAUGUGUCACUAAGUGAAGUUUGUGCCUUCUAUAGCAAAGAGAAUAUUUUUUACAUCCUACUAACAGUAGAUUUUUUUGUAGUGAACAUUUUUUGUAUUUUUAUUUAUAAGUCUCAUAAGAAAAAUAGCAAUGUUCAGUUGUAUACCUUGAAUCUGCAGUUAGAAGAGAAUAAAGUUAAUUCAGUUGUC
Molecule: messenger RNA, 7751 nt
Organism: Microcebus murinus (gray mouse lemur)
Lineage: Eukaryota; Metazoa; Chordata; Mammalia; Primates; Cheirogaleidae
Gene: ZBTB16
Product: zinc finger and BTB domain containing 16
Biological process (GO): regulation of transcription by RNA polymerase II
Molecular function (GO): DNA-binding transcription factor activity, RNA polymerase II-specific; protein binding; RNA polymerase II cis-regulatory region sequence-specific DNA binding
Source: RefSeq, a predicted model, not a curated record